AGAAAAGUCUCCAGUCUUUCCAGUUGGGUCUCAGUUAUUUGAGGUCGCUGGCAUUUCCGCAGCGGCUGGAGUGAUUCGCCUGUGCUAAUUUUAGGUGGGUAUUGCGGAAUCACGUCAACAGUCCCUUCGUGCGAGAGAUGUGUGUUUGGGUGGGUUAGUAUCUGCGGGACCGUGAUGAUUUGUUGUGGCGUGAUCGAUUGUAAAAGCUAGUUUGGAACCCCUGGUGGUAUCCUUGCAAGUGUUCUUCACACGAGAGGAAGGGGAGCGAUGGAAGUGGUCUCGAAGCUCUGAAUUCGUCGAUUUUUUUGGAACGGGACGGGGGCUGCUUUCCCAAUGUGAGUUGCUCUGUAGGAGCGAAAGUGAGCUAACUGCUAUGGCGGCGUUGUGUGUUUCUUUGCCGAGGACAGUAGUCAGUUGUAGGGGUCCAGGGCUUGGGCAGCUCACAGGCUGCCAUCUUGCGACCAGGCUUAGAAGCCCUUGGAGAGAACCAAAGGGGCUGGAGUUCAAUCUCAGAGCGUCGAAGCAUCUGAGGGUGUGGACAGUUUGUGCUUCGCUUGAGACAAGGCGCAAUGUGGAAUCGACAAGGAAAGGUGCUCCAUUGCUAGUCGAAGGAGCAACAGAUGGAGACGCUAAGUGGGUGGCGGUGCCGGACAUUUGGAGAACGGCAGCAGUGAAAUAUGGUGAGCGCGUUGCGCUGGUCGACCCACAUCGCGAUCCUCCGGCGGAAUUAACGUUUUCUCAGGUUGAGGAAGCUAUAUUGAAUUUUGCGGAAGGGCUUCGUGCAGCCGGGAUCCAACCCAACCAAACAGUGGCUCUCUUUGCAGAUAAUUCGUACCGGUGGUUAAUUGCUGAUCAAGGGAUACUGGCAGCAGGUGCAGUAAAUGCUGUAAGAGGCUCUAGAUCAUCAGCUGAGGAGCUUCUGUAUAUCUACUCCCACUCAGAUAGUGUAGCGUUGGUGAUUGACAAUGCGGAGCUUUUCAAGAAACUCGCACCCAUGUUGCGAGAGAGCGCAAAGGUGAAAUUUGUUGUGCUUCUAUGGGGGGAUAAACAAUCCAUUGUCUCGACGAAUGGCUCUUUCCUGAAAGAUACCCCAAUUCACACGUUCGAUGAGUUUGUCGAAUUGGGCGAAGGAAGCCGUGAAACGAGCUCAGAACAAGUGCACGAGAAGAUCCACUCGGACGACACUGCUACUUUAGUAUAUACGAGUGGAACUACCGGAAAACCUAAAGCUGUAAUGCUCACGCAUGGCAACCUUCUCCACCAGGUGAUCAACUUGUGGUCAGUGAUACAACCCUCACCUGGCCAGCGGUUUUUGACAAUCCUCCCACCAUGGCAUAUGUAUGAGCGCUCGUGCGAGUAUUUCUAUCUCUCUCGUGGUGUCAAUCACGUGUAUACGAGUGUCAAGAGCUUGAAGGAGGAUUUGGUGUUGUACAAACCGGAUUACUUUGUUGCUGUGCCGCUUGUCUUCGACCUCCUUUACAAUGGAGUUCAGAAGCAGUUGAAUGCGGCAACAGGUUUUCGAAAGACUUUGGCAAUGGCGCUCAUAAGCAUCAGUACGAAGUACAUGGAUGCAAAACGUGUUGCCCAGGGUAGAGACCUUGCAAGCGCGCGAAAGAAGCAGCCAAUCUUUACGGCAGCUAAAGAAUGGCUAGCGGCCAUGGUUGUGAUGUCAAUUUUACUACCUCUUCACUUAAUCACGAAACUAUUAGUUUUCAAAAAAAUUCGGGCAACACUCACUAUGGGAACGGCAAUUAGCGGCGGCGGAAGCCUGCCCACCCAUGUAGACAAGUUCUUCGAGAUGAUCGGCAUUCCAGUACUCAACGGUUACGGCUUGACAGAAACUUCGCCAGUUCUCUCCUGUCGACUGCCUUACAACAAUAUAUUGGGUUCUGUAGGGAUACCCAUACCUGGUACGCGUGUGAAGAUAGUGGAUCCAGAGACGAAUAGGCAACUGGGUCCAGGAAUCAAGGGCCUUGUCAAAGCCAGCGGUCCUCAAAUUAUGAAGGGAUAUUACAAGAAUGAAGAAGCAACAAAGAAAGCGAUAGAUCCAGAAGGAUGGUUUGAUACUGGUGACCUCGGUUGGAUUGCGCCGAAGAUGGGCAUUGGUUGUGCUCGACGCUGCGGUGGAGUAUUGAUCUUGGAUGGCCGAGCCAAAGACACUAUAGUUCUCUCAACAGGAGAGAAUGUGGAACCGACAGAGAUUGAGGAAGUUAUGUCUCAAAGUUCUCUGAUUCAAAACAUUGUCGUACUAGGGCAGGAUCAACGGCGACUCGGGGCACUCGUGGUUGCCAACAAAGAUGAGUUAUAUGCGGCGGCCAAGGAGCGGAUGCAAGCGAAAGGAAACACUGCCGAGCCUUCAGACGCUGAUUUGCGGGCGUGCAUACGAGAGGAACUGAGAACCUAUGGUGCUGGCUGCUCACAUUCAGUAGCAACAUUUGAGAUCCUCUAUGAGCCAUUUACGGUUGAAAAUGGAUUUCUCACUCCCACAAUGAAGGUUAGGAGAGACGUUGUGACUGCCAAGUACAAAGAACAAGUUAAUGCACUUUUCAAGUGAUCUUAUGCGUAGCACAAUGAAGCUCUGCAUCCACAAGCUACGCCAUGCUACUGGACUAAGUACAGCAGCAAGAGCAAGAGCAAGCAAAAUGAAGUGUGUUGAAGUGCAGAUACCAAUCCUCAGCUGCACGUUUACAAAAGUAGUUUGGACUGAAACAUUUUGUAUGCCUGGACUAUUUCGUCACUUCCUAUAAUGGACCCAGAGACUUUUGCCACAA
Physcomitrium patens is the source of this 2771-nucleotide messenger RNA. Its product is annotated as long-chain-fatty-acid--[acyl-carrier-protein] ligase AEE15, chloroplastic. Gene Ontology annotation, biological process: fatty acid elongation. Gene Ontology annotation, molecular function: long-chain fatty acid [acyl-carrier-protein] ligase activity. The record is from RefSeq and is a predicted model, not a curated record. Gene Ontology annotation, cellular component: chloroplast. Lineage: Eukaryota; Viridiplantae; Streptophyta; Bryopsida; Funariales; Funariaceae.